This is a messenger RNA of Pleurotus ostreatus (oyster mushroom), 2517 nucleotides long. RefSeq names its product MutS protein msh4 (gene MSH4). The record is from RefSeq and is a predicted model, not a curated record. Gene Ontology annotation, cellular component: nucleus. Gene Ontology annotation, molecular function: mismatched DNA binding; ATP-dependent DNA damage sensor activity; ATP binding. Gene Ontology annotation, biological process: mismatch repair; reciprocal meiotic recombination. Bases 1 to 2517 code for a protein of 838 amino acids. The transcript has 26 exons. Lineage: Eukaryota; Fungi; Basidiomycota; Agaricomycetes; Agaricales; Pleurotaceae.
AUGCAAGCCUCUCGUCCAACAACCGUGUCGCUCUCCAGCUUUGCCUACACGACUGACCAUCUGCAGCGCUUUGGAACGACGAGUGAUCCAACUCGACUGCAGAGUAGCCGACCUCAAACAGGUCGACCCCUCACAGGGCGUCCGCAAACAGGGCGUCCUCAAACAGGUCGCCCUCAGACGGCUGUUUCCAUUAGGCACGAAGGAAGCUACGUGAUCGCUCUGAUCGAAGGGCGAGGGGUAGCUAGGGAAGUAGGUUUGGCAGCCCUAGAUAAGGAUACCGGAAAGGUCGUACUGGUUCAGCUCGCUGACUGUCAGACCUACGUCAAGACGCUACAUCAAAUGCAUUUGCAUACCCCUUCCACCAUCUUACUGCCUGACACGUUUAUCUCAGGCGCGGGGCCUCAUGGGCAACCUGCGCCAGGUGCGUCGUUACUCGUCGAGUACAUACGUGAGGAGUUCCCCUACGUACAACUGGAGCCUAUUGGAAGGAAAUUUUGGAACGAAGCUGGAGGCCUCGAAUUCAUAGGUCAACUGUGUGUCGACGAUGACGAGCGAACUGCGACCAUGCUCGCUGUCUCGACCAAGUAUUAUGCUUUAUCGGCCACUUGUGCGCUAUUCAAGUACGCCGAGAUCAAGAUGAAUGCUCGCUUCGCUUCGCGCUCCUUACGGAUCCGUUACGUCCCCAUCGAGGGCACGCUGAUGAUCGAUCCAGAUACUGUUCGGAACCUGGAGCUGGUAGCAAGUUUGACGCAUAAGAAAUCAACUCAUUCGCUCUUUGGGGUGCUCAACCAUACUUAUACUGCAAUGGCGGCCCGCCUCUUGCGAGCCAAUAUCCUAUCACCCGUCACUGUGCAAGAUGCAAUCAACGCCCGACUGGAUUUCGUUGAAGAGUUAAUAUGUUGCGAGGACAAGUUCACCGAUAUCCGCGAUGCUUUGAAGGCGUUCAAGAAGAUGGAUUUCGACAAAUUAGUGGCUUCGCUUGCCGUGUCUGAAGCUCGCCCUGUCAGUACGGGAAAGUCAGCCGCGGCGCGUAUCUCGCACAUGCUUGACUUGCGCACCGCAAUCCAGAGUAUACCUGUCUUGGCGCAAGCGCUUUCGGGCGGACACUGUCAUCUCAUGCAGAUCAUGCAUCACAUGCUCACUGAUGACCGGCUAGCUCACAUCGAGGGCUUGACUGGUAUUGCUGCAGUUAAUGCAAGAGUCUAUGCCUUGAAAGCAAACAAGAAUCAUCUUUUAGAUGUUGCACGGGAGACCUACAAGGAGAAUGUUGGAGAUAUAUAUCAGCUAAAUCGGUCACUGUCAGAGGUGCACUCAUUAUCAUUGUCACUUGUCUAUCAGGAGACAGGGUUUGUUUUUGCACUCAAAAAGGAUGACUUGAUGGGUGAACUUCCAAGUGGCUUUAUCAAUGCAUCAAUAAAGAGAGGAAGCUGGUAUUUUUCAAGCAUGGAGUUGAAAAAAAUGAAUGCUAGAAUGAAAGAUGCUUUAGAUGAAACAUUGUUAUUAAGUGAUAGAAUCAUACAAGAGUUAUUGGAUGGUAUUUUGGAGGAUGUUGGGGUUCUUUAUAAAGCAUCUGAAGCAAUUGCUCUAAUUGAUAUGCUGUGGUCAUUCACACAUUUCUCAAUCAUUCACAACUGUGUGCGGCCUGAGUUUACUGGUACUCUAGCUGUGAAAUCAGGUCGCCAUCCUAUUUUGCAAUUGGUACAGCCAGCUGGAAGCCUUGUUGCAAAUGAUAUUUAUUGUGAUGAUUCUUCUCACUUUCAAAUUAUUCAGGGGCUUAACAUGUCAGGAAAAAGCACCUACUUGCAGCAAGUUGGGUUAUUGGUGAUUGUGGCACUAAAUGGAUGCUUCAUUCCUGCUGAGUAUGGUAGCUUUCGUGUUCAUGAUUGUUUGUUAAGCAGGCUGUCCAAUAAUGAUGACAUGGAAAAAAGUCUUAGCACUUUUGGAAGUGAGAUGGCAACUUCAACUAUGAUUCUUGGCAUGUCAACAUCUCAGUCCCUUGUUCUGGUGGAUGAACUAGGAAGAGGAACAUCACCACAGGAAGGUGUUGGCAUUGCUCAUGCUAUUGCAGAAGGACUAAUCAAGCAAAAAUGCCUUACAUUUUUCACCACACAUUUCAGUGAGCUUGCACAAACACUUUCAAAAGCACCUGGUGUGGUCAAUUUGCAUCUUUCUGUGCAGAAGCAGCCAUCAUCAAGUUUUGGACUCAACUUCAUGUAUAGAAUAACAGAUGGACCAUUGGAAAAGCAUGAGCACUAUGGAUUGCAAUUAGCCAUGCUAGCUGAUUUCCCAAAAGAUUUGAUCGACAAAGGAUCUCAAGUUGCUCAAAACCUUGAUGAGUUAUACUCUCAGAGCUCAGAUCAUAGCAGCAGUAGCAAGAUUAUAGCUCAAAGACAAGCAUUACUGAGACUGCAAAUUCAGCUGAAGCAAGCAUUUCAGCAUUCUUCACUUCCUCAAGAAGAGCUGGUAGAGUAUUUGAGAAGGUUUCAGGUACAUUUAGCAAAGCUCUUUGUAAUGUAA